This is a messenger RNA of Condylostylus longicornis, 11595 nucleotides long. RefSeq lists its product as uncharacterized. Lineage: Eukaryota; Metazoa; Arthropoda; Insecta; Diptera; Dolichopodidae. The transcript is spliced from 13 exons. The record is from RefSeq and is a predicted model, not a curated record. The coding region runs from base 599 to 10822 and encodes 3407 amino acids.
AGACGCGUUUUACGCUAAAUUGAAAAAAAAAAAUAAAAAAUAAAAACAAUAUUUGAAAAAAAAAUUACACUAACUGGUAUAAAGUGUUUUUUAAGCGGUUUGACGCCGCGUUACAAAAAUAACGAUCGAAUUUUUUUUUUACGUUCAUAUUGUUGUAUAAAAAUUUAAAGAUUUUUUUCUACUGUGUUUGGAAAUUAGUAGAAGUAUUUUAUAAUUUAUAAUAAUUUUUAAUUAAUUUAUACGGUAUAAUGGACCAAUAUUGUAUGAGAUUGUACCAAAUACUCGUAGAAUUUCAAAUAAUUUUAUAGUUUGUGUUACAGUUUGUGUUAUAAAAAGGAUCAAGUGCAUUUAUGAAUACGAGUAGAACAUUUUAUUAAUGACUUUAAAUAAUAAUUUAUCAAGUUUUUUUUGUACAAUUUACUAAGAAAUAGAAAAGGUGUAUCUAAUAAAAAUAGUUAAAAGUUAUUUGAAAAAAAUUUUAAUAAAGAAUUUUUGAUUAAAGUAACAAAAAAAAAAAAACAAAAUACGAAAAAAUAAAAAAUUCUUUAAGAAUUUUUAAGUAUCGGUACAUGGUGAAAAUAUAAAAAAAAAAUUAAAUAUGGCUACCACAAUACAACAACAACCAUCUCAUGAACAAUCUAGAUCUAAUCCACAAUUGAAACGUUUAGUUUACUCUAAAUAUCGUGAAAUGUUAGGUAACUAUAAUGACAAGGCCAAUACAAUAAUUCAAUCAUUACCAACUUAUAUGGUUACCGAAGAUAAAGGUUUUAAUUUUGAUCAUAUCAAUGAUAUUUCAACUUUGAAUAAAACAACUAAUGGUAAUCAUAAUGGACAUCAUCAACAUCAUGGACAAAAUAAUAAUCAUCAUCAUUCAAAUUACAACAGUAUUGACGUUGUUGAUAAAGAGGCCAGAUAUGGACAAGCACCACCGGCUUGCGUACAAAACGCAAUGAUGACAAAAGACAAAAAGCCAUUCACGUAUACACCAAGUGGCAUAGAUUUAUCCCAAAUAAAAUCACCUCGCAUGGCAAAACGUAUAGCACGUAACGCACAAAUGGAGGGUGUCAGUAGUCAGCCGAAACCAUCUCCAUUAGCAGCGCAAAAUAAUAGUGGUAAUGCAUCAACAACUCCACCAAUAGUGAUGGGUGCUCAAGCGGUUGGUAUGCCAGUACAAGUAUUUCCAACUGGUCCACCACCACCUCCACCACCCCAAAAGAGUGCUGGAGCACCACCUCCACCACCACCUCCAGGUAAAAAUACAUUAUCACCGCAACAGAAUGGUGCUGGAGCACGUAAAUCACCAUCACCAUUACAAAAAUUCGAACCUCCACCAAUGGGUUGUAGACCAGAAAUUAAAAUUCCACCAAAUCCAAUGGCUAAUUUACGUAAAGUACCAAAACCAAAAGAGAAAAAUGAUUUUUGGAUUGAAGAAUAUAGAAAAGAAAAAUCUGGUAGCCCAAUGCCAAUGGCAUCAGGUUCUGUGGCAGAAUCAGCAUCACAGUAUAAUUAUAAUCGAACACCAUCCCCAUCUCCUAUGCAACAACAUCAAGAACAAUAUCGAGCACCAAGUCCUUCAAGAUUUGUACAACAACAACAUGAAUCUCCACAAUCAUCGACACCAUAUAGUCCAAUGAAAUCUCCUGGAUUUUCUCAACAACAAUCACAACCUCAACAAUUUAAUCAAAAUUAUAGUACAACUCCUUUAAAAACACCCGCUAUCAAUCAACUAUCACUUUAUGAUCAAGACCAACAACAAAAUCGUGGUCAAAGCCCGUUACGCUCACCUGGUGUACAACAAACUCAACAAUAUGAUUUAAAUCGUGAAAGCCCAAUUAAAUCACCAGCAAUAUCACAGAUACAAAAUCAAUAUCAACAGCAAUUAGCACGUUCUUCACAAAGUCCUCAAAGAACUCAAAUAGUACCACAAGUUCAAGGGCGUGUUGAAUCACCAUUCCAUACGCCAAAAGAAGACAAUGUAAAUUUACAAAGAUCAUUAAGCCCGGUACGUGUUAAUAGUAAUACACAAUCGUCCCCACAACAACAACAUCCUACACAAUAUCCUUAUGGAAGAACAUCUAACGUUACAAGUCCAACUCAGAAAGAUCAGCAAGAGCAGCAACCAUUAUCGAAAGCUUCACAAGUGGGAUCACUUUAUAUUCCACCGGUUGCACCAGAAAAUCUUGCUGUAAAUCAACAACAAUCUAAUAAUCAAGGUAGUUUAAGAAAAGGCCCACCACCAAAUCGAUGGGUAACACCAACAAAAGAUGUCCCUGAUUGGGCACGACAAAAUGAUACAACAAAGCAACAAAACACACCAUCACGUCAAGAACAACCAAUACAACAGCAGUAUAACAGUUCUGUACCAUCGCCAUCAAAUAAAUGGCCACAACAACAACAAUAUCAACAACCAAGUCAUUUACAACAAAAUAAUCCCGGAUUAAAAUUACAAAUGAAUAAUCCACCUUUACAAACAGGAACACAACCUAAGGAGCAUAUCAUACCAAUUCAAAUCGAAAGAACACCAACUUCUAAUCCAACAACACCUGGGUUCCCGGGAUCCAAUCCAAAUAGUUCAACACCAGGAUCAGCUGGUUCACCUGGUUAUAUUGUCCGUAAUCCAAAUCAAUUCGUAGAUCAAGGUUAUCAAAAUUAUCCUGGACAACAACCAGUACAACAAAAUCAACAAGCUCCUGGUACAAGAAUAAUACCAAUUUCAAUUGAAGGACAACAAAAUAACAAUGGUUCUGGUAAUCCAUUCAAUUCGAAUAGUGUACGUGGUCCGGUAUCACAGCAACCGAUGGUGAUACAAAAUGGAAAUUAUAGAAUAUUUGUUCAUGACAUCCCGUUAGAAGCCGAAAUUCGUUACAGAAAAUCAAGGCUAAGUGAUCCGCGUACAUUACAACAUCAAAAUUCAUGGGGUGGUAGUACUAGCAAUGGACCAAGUCAAUCAAAAUCCUUUAGAAUUUUACAAAAGAUUACGUCAACUGAAGAUUCAGAUGAUAGUUCAAAUCGAAGUUCUCCGGCUGUUAAAACUAAUUUUAAUAAUAGUAACGAUCAACCUCCACAAUUACAACGGCCACAUUAUUCGAAACAAAUGAGUCAAAAUGGAUUACAAUCAGCACCUAAUACACCGCAAUCACCAUAUAUUGAUAACGAACAAUUAAAACGAAUGCAAAUAAACGAACAAGAUCAUUUGAAUUUUAUGAACCGUGUUCGAAGUCAGGACGAAGAUACAACCAAAUGUAAUGCAGAUGAUUUCCGCUAUCGUGGUACUACCGUACCAUCACAUACAUCCAAAUUGUUACAAGAUGUUCUCGGUCGUAAAAUGAAAGAAGAAUCAUUUGAUAAUUCGUACAAUGGUGGCGAUUCCAUUGAUCCAUAUAUUAGACAAAUGAAUGGAACACCACCAAUAAUGCGCCAACCACAACCUCCUCGGUACACCCAACAGCCAGGAGGUUUCUAUAAUGACGAUUACUUACAACAGCAGUAUGUACACCCUAGUGAACAAAGAGUACCGGAACCAAAAAAAUAUACUGGUAGUGCCAUCCCAAGUAGAUCAUUUAAAUUAUUGCAACAAAUGACAACACCUGAAAAUGCUGUCUUUUUUAUAGCCGAGAUGGAAGGCUCGGAUGUUGAACAUGAACAAAUAUCUUCCAAUUCAUCAUAUUCAUCACCGAACAAUGAUAAUAACGAUAACACUGAUAACAAUGUCAAUCAUAAUGAUAACAUGAAUAACGAAUACAAUCAUAAUAAUCACAAUAGCAACAAUAAUAAUGAUAAUAAUAAUAAUACAAAUUAUAACAACAAUAAUAAUUGUAGUAAUAACAAUAUUAAUAAUAACAACAAUAAUAAUAGAGCCCAACCAUCACCUACACCAUUAGAUCCACCAAAUUAUCCUUAUCCAUAUCCACCAUAUCCACCUUACGGAUAUCCAGGAUAUCCACCUCCCUAUCAAUUUCCACCGCAAAAUUUACAGAGUCAUGACAUGAAAAAUUGGCCGUAUCCACCUCCACCAUAUCCGUAUUAUUACCAUCCGUAUUAUCCUCCACCACCACAUCCCUUACAUCCUCCACACCAUAUACCACCCGAUUAUGAUCCACAAAAUUUUAACAAUUCAUUUUAUAAUAGUAAUGGUAGUUUAUAUGGCAGUUAUGAUUCAAAUGCGGCUGUACGAAGACGUCGUAAUUUAGCGCGUAGUCGAAAUGGUAUGAAUAAUGCAAUCACAAAUGGGUGGAGAAAUAGUGCACCUCCUAAUAUUAUUGUAACACAGAGUUUUGAUGAAACUGAAGAGGAAGAACAUAUGGAAUUAGAAAAACAAAAUUAUAAUAAGGAUGAAUUGACAGCACGUGGAUAUAGAGCAUCCAGUGUUAUAGUUGAUUCAAACUGUCAAAAACCUAACAUUGGUAUUAGAUCUAGUAGUGAGGCUCCCGAAAUAGAGAGUAUAAAUGCAAAAGAAAUAAUUUCUAGAUUUAAUAAUAUUAUUAACUCUGAUCAGAAUAAUAAUCAAAAGUUCAAAAAAAAUUCUGAUUCGAACAAAGGAAAUAAUUCUUCCAAUGAUUCUAAAGAUUUUGUGAGAGAAGAUUCUGUUAUAGAUGAGUUGUCAGCUAAAUUAGAUGAUAUUAAUAGUUCAGAUACAAUAAAUUUAAAUAUAAGCAAAACCAAUAAUAAAACAUAUUUAGGUGAAUCUAAUAAAAGUCUUUCAAAAUCUUGUAGAGAUAAUCCAAGCAGUUCACAUACACCAUCUCCUAACCUAAAUUCUAGUUCGUCAAAUUCCCCAAUUUCUAAUUUUACUCAGUCUGAUAAUGAAAUUGUUCCAGUUCCAAAAAUAAUGAAAACAGAUAAAAGUUCUUCCGAAGAAGAAUCUUUUUCUGAUUCUGAUGAUUCCGAGGAAUCAUCGUUCGAAGAGUAUGAAGAACCAGUAUUAUGUUCCAAUAAGUCUGUUCGUGAUAUACAAACGUAUAAUACUGAAACAGAUGAGGAUCCAACAACAGAAAAUAGUAAAAUUUUAGAUCAAGACGAUUUGGGUAAUGAAACUGAAGCUCCAGAAGAUCCGUUUUGUGAAGAAUCUUUUAAAGCUAGUAAUGAAAAAAUUGACAGUAGAUUUAAGGAAAUGUUUGAUGAAAUUGAGUCCCCUAAUUCGGAAGAGGAUGAAAUUCAAUUUGUAUUCAUGAAAGAUGGGCUGGAAGAUAUUGGUGAAGAAGAAGAAGAUGAUAAAAAUUUUUCUGGAAGUGAUACUGUUGAAGCCUUAGACAAUGAUGAUAAGACUGUUGAAGAUUUAAAUUCAGGAGAUGAAACAUAUGACGAAGAAGAUUUGAAUCUAGUAAGCGUUCGACUUCCCCUAAAACUUUCCUUUAGUCGUUCAGAAAAUGAUGAAAAUGUUACAACUGUGGAAGUAGGUACAAGCGAGAUUAAAGAUUCUUCAUCACGUCGUUCAAGCAUUGUUUCAAUAAAAGAUGACCUGAGCGAUUUUAACGCGUUAUCUCCACGUUCUAGUUUAGCUUCUACCGAACUUGAACACUAUUGUUGUGAUAAAAGCGAAUCAAGGAAGUCGUCGAUUAGUGAUAUUAAAGAUCAAUUAAAACGCAUCAGUUGUUCCUUUGAUUUUGAUGAUACAGAAAUGCCAAUUGAUUUACAGGAAAGAAGUGAAAAGGUUUCUUUAAGAGCAGAUCUUCAAGAAACAAAUUGUAAAAAUGAUAAAAAAAGAAAAAAUUCUGAUGACACACAAAUGCAAAAAGAAAUUAAUAGAAGGUUUAGUAUUACUAGCAUCAGUGCUGUAGAUAGUGAUGACUGUGAUGUAAGUGUUACAGUAAAUCUCUCGACGGUUCGUAGUGGCUCUAACGUAUCUGAAAAAUCCCAUGAAGCAAAUAAAAUUGAAAAAUCUCGAGAAUCUGUUUUUAAGAAAGAAGACUCUGUAGUUACAGACGAGGAAGAAGUUUCGGUUUCGUUUUCAUUAAAUAUGAGAAAUAAAUUUUUAAAUGAAACUUAUAACGGCGAUCUUACAAAUAAUAUAGCUAAAUCUGAUUCACAGUCCUCAUCAAAUGAUUGUGUUGAUUUAGUAAAUGACAAAGCAGAAGUGGUUAUUGGAUUGGAUAAUCAAAAGGACCAAAAAAAGGGAUCAACAUCAGAAUCUGUGCAAACCACUUGGGAAGAGCAUUCUAAAGUUACUUCAAUGCUUAUAGCGAAGUGGGCCUAUAACAAUCGUGACCUUGAUGAUGAAGAAGGAAAUAAUCAAGUAGAAUUAGCUAAUGAUGCUAUUGACUUUUGUGGCACUAUUACAAAAUCUAAUACAACUGAUGUAGAAACAACGCUUGAUCUUUCUACAAAUGUUGAGGAAAAUAAUAUAAGUGAGGAAGAUGGGGGUGAAAUUGAUUUUUGGGCUAAUAUUAAAAACCACGAUGAUGAUGGAUUUUAUCGUGCUCCAAUUGUACAUAACGAAUCAACAGAUGACUUUUGUAGUACAAAAACUAUAACCCAAAAUGGUGAUAUUAUAAGUCAGACAAGUACAAAUGAUAUUCAAGCCUUUAAUGAAUCGAAAAAACAAAAUGAAUUUUUGAGGUUACCAAAUCAUGAAGAUAUUUCAGCUGAUUUAUGGACAACUAGCGAAAAAGUAUCUAAAGUUAAAAAUGUUAAGAUGACGGAUAAUGAAGACAAUAUUGAUUUUUGGAGUGUCAUUAAUAAUGAAGAAGAAAAUAAAACGGUUCAAGUGACAAAGAAUGAGAGCGGUGCAAACCUUCUGUGCAAUAAGGAGUACGCCAAUGAAAAAAAGACUUUUGCUAUAACAACACAGAAUAGUGGUAAUAUUGACUUUUGGCAAACAUGUGAAAAAAAUAAAGAAAUUGAGAGCAGAAGUGCGAAACUUGAUGAUAAUAAAACUGAAAAAGAGGAAAAAGAAGAAGAGGUCACUGAUUUCUGGAGUUCCAGCAAAGCAUCUGAUUAUGAGGAUGAAGCCAAAACGUUGGAAAAACAUAAAGUGAUAGACAAAACUUUUGAAUAUUGGAAAUCAGUGGAUGAACAAAGAUAUGAAGAAACAGAUAUGAUUGAAAAGAACUUUACAGAUUACUUGGGCUACAAUGGAGUGUCAAAUGAUGAAGUAAAAAUGGAAGAUGUAAAUGGAGAUAAUGUUCUGACUUCUGAAGACAACAAAUGUGAAAUAGUAGAUGAAGCUCGUCAAGACUGUGAUAAAAAAGCUUUUGAAGAAAUGGAAUAUGAACCUGUAAUUGACUUCUGGGGAAAUUAUAGCGAAUCGAACACAAGUAAGCAAAAUGAUAGUAAAAAUAUAAUAGAAAUGCAAAAUGUUAUACAUAACACAAAAUUGGGCCAAAAUUUGCCAGAAGAAAAACGAAAAAAAUUAAAAAGUGAUCAGAAACAACAAAUAGUGGAAGGUGAAAGCAAUACAUGGGUUGAUAUAAAUUGUCCUAACGUGGAAUAUAACAUAGCAAAGGAAUAUAAAAUUACGGAAAGUAAAAGCAAAUCUGAAAUUUUGGCAGUUGAAAAUGCUUUAGGUGGUUCAACUGAAAUUAGGCAAAAGCAUACAAAAAGUAAAAAGAAGAGGAAAGAAUCAGAAUCUGAAACUGAAACAAGUAAAUUAGAUUGUAAUUCUCUAAAGAAAGAGAAACACAACGUAAAUGAAUCUGUGUCUGAAUCAAGUAAUUUAGAGGUUAGUAGUUCAAAGAAAGAUAAAUAUAGAAAGAGUAAAAGAAGUGAAGAUAUGAAGAAAGUGAAGGAAUUUGUAGAGGUCUCUGAGAAAGGUAUUAUUGAGGAUAAAGCAAACUUAUGGGAAUCUCAAAACAAUUUGAAAAACAACAGUAAUACUGAAACCGCUGCCGUUUCAAGUAUAUCAGAAAAGAAUAGUUCAGAAAGAGAAAAACUUAAGAAAUUAAGAACAAAGGAUGAAGCAAGAAUUGGAAAGAAAUCUAUUGAAAGUAAUGAUAAGGGUAUAAUAGACGAUAACAUAGAUUUUUGGGCGGCUCAAAAUGCUUUAGAAAACAAGAUAAAUUCAGAGCCAACGGUUAUGAAAAAAGAAUUGCAGACAAAGAAUUUUAAAACUGAUAAACAUGCAAAAAUUAAGACAGAAACAGAAGCUAGUGAAACUUUUGAUAAAGUUGUUAUUGAUGAUAACAUAGAUUUUUGGGCAGCUCACAGCAUUUUAGAAAGUAAGAAAAAUGUAGAGCCAGUACUUAUUUCAAAUGUUUGCGAAACUAUUGGAUCAAAAAAGGAUAAACAUAAAAAAUGUAAAUCAAAAGAAGAAACAAAGGAAAGAAAACAAGCGGUUGAUGAUUCAGAUAAGGUUGUUAUUGACGAUAAUAUAGAUUUUUGGGCAGCUCAGAGUGCUUUAGAGGAGUUUGUUAAAAGUCAGAACCCAAAUAAUGAUUAUGUAGACGAAAAUUUCUCCUCAGAUAAUAAAAUUAAAAAACAGAGCAAACUACAAACUGAGGUUUCAGUUGAUAUGACAGAAAAUAGUGAAAGUGUUAACGAAGUUUCUGAAAGUAAAGAAGGUAAAAAGAAAAAUAAAAAAUCUAAAAAACAUCGAAACAAACAUCCAAUAAAUUGUAUUUCUGAUAAGCAAAAUGAAUUAGAACUAUUAACCUCACAAUACUAUUGUCCAGCAGAAGAAGUUCAGUACUUUGGUGAAACAAAUGAAAAUAAAGAAAAUGCACAAGAAACUGUAAACGAAGUUGUUGAUAAUGAGAUUGAUUUCAAUGAUACAAAAGAUUAUUUUGAACAAAUUACAAAUAAAAAAGUUUCACAAAACUCGAAAUAUAUAGCAAUUGAACCCCUAAAGAGUUCCGAAAAACAAAGGACAGACUAUAAUCAGGAAAGUUCAACACAAAAUGAGUUUGAUUGUUGGAAUUCUUUAGAAAAUAACGCUGGUAAUGAAUAUUGUUAUUCUGAACAAAGUUUGAAACAAAAAAGUUCUGAUUCUUCUGAGCUUCAAAACUGUGAAAAAUUUUUACAAGAUCAGUCAAAUCAAUGUAAUCACAUUGAAAAUAUCGAUCAUCAGAAUUCAAAUGGAUUUAACGAUAACUCAAAUUUUGCACAAACUAUCGAUAAAAAUGAAAACAAAGAAGAAUGUCGAAAUAAUUAUAAAACAGCUAUGAACUAUUUCAAAAGACGAAGUUCAAUCCAUGAAGAAGAAGAAAAACGCAGAAGAGAUCGCAGUACAAGUCGCUAUGAUGAUAGACUUAGGAGAGACUCAAGUACAACAAGGUAUGAUUUUGAAAAGAGUAGAAAAGAAUCAAAUAUGACGCCAUGCGCAUUUGAAACAUUACGAGCGGAUUCAAAUAGAACAGUAAAUGAAUACGACAAGUUAAAACGAGGGUCAAGUAUAACUUCAAGUGAUUGUGAGAAAUCGCGUAAAAAUUCAAUUACUAAUCAGAAUGACAACAUGCCGAAAAUGCAAUUUCAUUCUAAUUCUUAUGAACCAACAGUUUUGAAAUCAAAUUCUAAUUGUUACCAAUUAGAUAAGUCAAGAAGAUCGUCUUCUAUAAAUCAAUAUGAAGCGACAUAUUCGACUGCAAUAGAUUCAUUUAAAAAUGAGUUUGAAAAUGAGAUUAAUUCUAAAGAAAACUGUUAUAAUUAUUAUAACACAAAUUCUCAUGAGGAUGAAGAUUGUGAGGAGAUUGAAAUUGAAAUUAUCCAUGAAUGCGAUGAUAACAAAAACACGAAUAAUUUGGAAAUUGCACAAGAAUAUAAUAAUGAAAAUGACAUUUCCAAAGCUUCUGUACGUCAUAAAAUAAUGGCCUUUGAAACAGGUACUGUUGAACAAACUAAAGAUAUAAAUAAGCUUGAUAUACAAACUUCUUCAAACACGUCAAAAGAGAAUUCGAAAGAUAACUUGAGCAGAACUAGCUCAUUACAAAGAUCUGAAUCAGAAAUAGAUGAUGAUUCUGGUGUUACAGAUAUGAGUAAGCUGAUUUCAGAGACUGACACCGAAUCAGAAUGUUUCCCAGAACUUCGUAAAAUGUCAAGAUAUGAACGAGCAGCUACACACUCUCGCUUAUUUAGAUUGUUAACUGACGAAAGUGAAGCGGUAACAGAUAUUUCAAAAGAACAAAUGACUGAAGAAGAAAAACGAUUAGCAGAGGAAUUUAAUUGUAAACCUUCUAAAAAGAAAAUUAUACAUAAUGUUUCGAUAACAAGGCGUAAUAAUCCUGAUGCGAUUAAACAAGCCGAAACUAUGUCACAACGCAGAGAACGUUUAUCACUACCUCUUAAAGCAAGCACUAGCAUAGAUUCAGAUAAUCUUUCAACAUCAAAUUCACCAAUGUCCCCAGCAACAAGUACAAAUAAUACGAACAAAGCAGUUAGUGAUCAAUUAGUUAACGAAUUAAUACAAAGUUUAAUGUUAAAAACUAGUGGUAAUCAAUUUAAACAUUUACCAAUGGAAAGAAUACAAGCAGCUGCUAAAAGAGUAUUAGAAGAGCAUUUAGAUUCAUUAGAUAACACCUCUUUGGAAUCAACACCGGCUUUAACACCACAAGAAUUUAAAACAGACUCUUAUUCGGAAUAUUACGAUUCGUGGAGUAAUAAAACUUCAAGUAAUAAUGUAAAUAGCAGUAGUACGAUACGAAAUAGUCCGAAAACAAUUAAAAAACCUGACGUAGAAAAUAAAUUACCUACCGGUAUAAGAAGAGGACGAUCAAUUGCAAGAUGUCCAAGAGUUAUUAGCUCAAAAACUGUUAAUACUGAUUUAACUAGAAUAUCUGAAUCACCAGAUAUAUUUCGAGCAAAUAGUAUGACUCGUAGUAGUAUAGAACGGGACAGUGAAAAUGCAUUUAAAUAUGUUCGAAGUAAUUCAAUAACUAGAUGGGGUAAAGUAUAAGAGCAAGGGUAGAUAGGGGUAAGCAAAAAAUUUAAAAUUUAAAUACGGACUGAUUUUGCAUUUAUAUAGAUAAGUUAGUUACAAAAAGAUCUUUUGUAGAUCAGAAUGUAUAUUUGAAUAUAUGAAAAAAGAAAUAUAAUGGUUUCCUAUUUGCCAAAUAAAUCAAAUGAUGUCAUAAAAUUUUCAAUUAAAAUAAUUGAAAAUAUAAAAAUUUACGUGAAAGAGGUUCAGAACUGCGAAAACUCUUUGUAUUUUACCUAAAAAACGUUCUUCCAAUUCAUUAACAAGAUAAGAUUUUUGUCAAAAUUUUGCAUCAACACAAUUCAUUCAAAGGUUACCAUUCAUUCGUUUUUUAAAAUGAAAUUUAACUGACGAAACAAAAAUAUAAAGUUUCUUAAUUUAUGUAAUGCUCAAAAAUCAGCUAUCAAUAAUAAUAAAUAUUUUAUUACCAAAUUUUGAUGCAGCUCCAGCUCACUGCCAUUUUGAAUCCGGAAUUUUCCGUGCGCAUUCUUCAAUUAUUAAUUUUUUUUUUUAAAGAUAACCUAUAUCUUGAAAAUUACUUUAAUUUAAUUGAAAAUAUUUUAACAUAACACAAAAUUAAAUUAAUACAAAUUUUUAAAAUAAAUAUUAUUUUGAUUAUAUGUUAUGUAAUAAUAUUCUUUUGAAUAUCAUAUAUGAGUAAAGUGUCAAGAUUUUCAUUUGAAAACUCGUUCAUUUAAAGCAUUUAAGAAAAAAAAAUAUUGAGAUCGUUUUGCAUUUAAAAAGAAAUUUUU